Messenger RNA from Chroicocephalus ridibundus (black-headed gull), 8220 nucleotides. RefSeq names its product ring finger protein 150 (gene RNF150). The record is from RefSeq and is a predicted model, not a curated record. The coding region runs from base 314 to 1612 and encodes 432 amino acids. The transcript is spliced from 7 exons. NCBI's taxonomy places the organism in Eukaryota, Metazoa, Chordata, Aves, Charadriiformes, Laridae.
CUCCCGCCCGGGCUGCCAGCAGCGGGGGAGGCAGCUGUGCGGGCAGGAGGAAGCGCGGCGGCGGCGGAGGGGACCGAGGCGGGGGGAGGGCGGAGACGGGGCCAGCCCGAGGAAAAUCAAAGGGCCCCGCGAUGAAUUAGGCAGCGGGCUGCAGAGGGGAGGGCUCCCCCCUCCCCCGCCCUUCCCCGCACGGCGGCGGGAGCAGCGCCGCCCCGCACGGAGCCGGCGGCUCGGGGCACGCCACAGGCGCACGCAGGCACAGACGGGCGGCGGGGGCGGGCCGGGCCGGCCGGGGUGGGGGGGGCUCCGGCAGAUGAAGAUGGCAAUGUCUGUGAUCCAAGCGUGCCGCAGCCUGGCUCUCUCAACAUGGCUGCUGUCCUUUUGUUUCGUGCAUCUGCUGUGCCUGGACUUCACCGUUGCCGAGAAGGAGGAGUGGUACACGGCCUUCGUCAACAUCACCUACGCCGACCCGGCGGCCGGCAGCGCCGAGCUCCGCAGCGAGAAGAGCGAGUGCGGGCGCUACGGCGAGCAGUCGCCCAAGCAGGACGCCCGCGGGCAGGUGGCCCUCUCCGCCUCCCCCGCCGACCGCUACGCCUGCGACCCCGGCACCCGCUUCAACGCCCCGGCGCCGGGCAAGAGCUGGGUGGCCCUCAUCCCGCGGGGCAACUGCACCUACAAGGACAAGAUCCGCCACGCCGCCGCCCAGAACGCCUCCGCCGUGGUCAUCUACAACGUGGGCUCCAGCAAUGCCAACGAGACCAUCACCAUGCCCCAUGCAGGCCUAGAAGAUGUUGUAGCAAUAAUGAUCCCUGAACCCAAAGGAAAAGAGAUAGUGAGCCUCCUGGAGAGGAACAUUACUGUGAUGAUGUACAUAACCAUCGGGACACGCAACUUGCAGAAGUACGUCAGCCGGACCUCUGUGGUGUUCGUCUCCAUCUCCUUCAUUGUGCUGAUGAUCAUCUCGCUGGCGUGGCUGGUCUUCUAUUACAUCCAGCGAUUCCGCUACGCAAAUGCCAGAGACAGAAAUCAGCGCCGGCUUGGAGAUGCUGCAAAGAAAGCAAUCAGCAAGCUGCAAGUCAGAACAAUCAGGAAAGGUGAUAAGGAAACUGAGCCAGACUUUGAUAACUGCGCUGUUUGUAUUGAAGGCUACAAGCCCAAUGAUGUUGUCAGAAUUUUGCCUUGCAGGCACCUUUUCCACAAGUCCUGCGUAGACCCCUGGCUGUUAGACCAUCGUACCUGCCCAAUGUGUAAAAUGAAUAUUCUAAAAGCUCUAGGGAUCCCGCCAAAUGCAGAUUGCAUGGAUGAUAUACCUCCAGACUUGGAAGCGUCCAUAGGAGGACCGCCAACCAACCAGAUAACGGGAGCCAGCGAUAUAACAGUGAACGAGAGCUCUGUAGCCCUGGAUCCCCCGGUGCGGACUGUGGGAGUACUACAAGUCAUCCAAGACGUAGACUCCUUUCCCCAGGUUGGGGAGGGGAACUUCACAACAGGCAAUGAACAGGAGCCAGCAGUCAGCAGUGAUUCAGAUAUUUCAUUGAUUAUGGCAAUGGAGGUUGGACUGUCCGAUGUGGAGCUUUCCACUGAUCAAGACUGCGAAGAGGUGAAGUCUUGAAAAACAAACAGAGAUCCGACACUAAACUACAGGGGAGGGUCACAGGGAGGGACCGAGUCAGCUUUCUAGGAUUUGGACCAGUCAUGCACAUGCCUCCAGAGCACUGUCACUCCUGCACACUCCAUUCUGAGAUGGUCACGAAAAGCAAUAGCAACAGUUGUGUCUGCCUGGAUGCGGUUUCAUCAUCUACAUACGUUCAUUUUGUUCACAUGGGAGAUGAACGCUUCCAGUUUACCCACGUGCUUGAGAGCAGUCAUGUAACUCUUCAGUGGCUCGUAAAUACGCAACUGAAAUGACAGCUUGAGUGUUUUCUACACUUGUUUGAUUGGGGGUUUGUUUCUUUUUUUUGAAAAGACGUAUGUUUGUUAUGUUUGUUUGUUUAUAGUUUGUAAUGGAUGGACGCUCUGUUUUUGUUGACUGACCCCAGCUUUUUCAAGAGUUCAAUCCAGAAAUCUGAAUUCCCGUUCACUGGUCACUUCAUGAUCUGACUCCAGGAUUUAUCAUUGCCGUGUUGUUUCUGCGUGAAGUACACGUGGCUUCAGAAGGACGGUGCACCAGCACCCUGCAUUAAUGUGAAGCCUGCUCCCAUUAAGUGGGAGCCUUGGAAAUGGUGCAUUCUGAAGGCCUUUAUUUGUAAAAGAGCUAUGAAUUAACAGAGAUUGCUGAGAUUUGGGUUAAAACUUCAUUAUGUUGGCUUUUACUUAGAGCUCUGCUAUAGACGAGUAUUGUACAGUGUGAAAGAGAGAAAGAAAAGCUUAAAGCUUCACUCUGUCCUUGUAGUCCUUUGCUAUAUUUUAUGCUAUUAGCAGUUGUCAGUAUAUUAAUGGCCUUCCUUCAAGUCACCAUUCAGUAGCUGAAAAAGAAAAUCUAGUGUAACAUCAUGUCUUUUCUUAAUUUUACAGACCGAAAUCUGACCGGUAGGCUAAAGGAGUGUCUGAGAGGUUUCCAGAGGCUGCUUGUUGACAGCUGUGCAGUACACGAAUGAUGAGAAUAUUCUCAGAAAGGGUCUGGCGAUGCUGAGAUCAGUGUCAGAAAUUGCUAAUGAAGCAGGAGGCAGCUGGUUGGAAUGUUUACUUCUGGUUUGUUUGGGGUUUUCUUCUUAGUGCAUUUCACUUCUUAUGUUUUGAUGGUACUUUUUGCCCGCUUGUUAUCCAACACAAGAGUUCAGGUCGUUCCUCGUCCUCCAGAAUCCCUGUCAACAUUGUCGCAAGCAUAAUGGCAUACUUGCGAUUUGUAUAUAGGUAUAUGUACCAAAAUAUUUUGGAUAGAGGGGAGGGAAUUUGAAAAUAAACAGAACUAACAUAAAUUGGAACACUUAAACAAUAAUGACCUGUGAUGAUUAUUUAGUUCAGCCUGAGCUCUGCUUUCCAGGGAAAAGGUUAUCGUUACUUGUUCACUGUAUGAUUUCGUUCUUCAGUCAAAAUACUCAACUGUGGAGAGGCAUUUUUAGCUUACUGUUAUACAAGAGUAAAUGGUUUCCGUUGACAGUCAGAUGAUUUGAAUCACAUUACUGCCUCCUGAGUAAGUCCAUAGAAUCAACAAUUCAUCUUACAUCGAAAUUUCAUGGAGAGGUCAAACAUUUUGACUUGAUGGUGUCAUGGCAGCAUCUCAAAAUGCAACUAUUAGGGUUCUUGCUGCAUUUGAUCUCCUUGUGGAUUUACUCGUUAGAUGCAGAAACCAGCUUCCAGCCAAAAUUGGGUUUGUCAGACCUUAUUCAGGAACAAAUGUGUUUAGAACUAUCCCUAAAAUUUUGGCCAACUUGCUUCUUUAGUACAGGAAGAAGGAAAAAUUAUAUUCCAUGCUUUUUGGUCCAGUUAGAACUCAGUUCAUUUUAUAGCUUUUUUUUUUUUAUGUUCUUAGGGAUGUUCUGAAUUGCAGGGUAACUUUGAGGCAAAGGAGCACAGCGUAAUCAUCCUUCAAAACCACGAUCUGGAAAUGUGCCGUUACAUUUUUAUAAGCCAUUUGAAAGGAUAUCUCUUUUUAAUUAAAGAGAUACAGGCAGCUGGAAAUCUGCUUGGUUUAAAAAGAAAGUUAGAGAUUUUUCCAGAGGGCACAGCUAGGUCAGUCUUGCCAAUAUUUGUGGUUCUGUAAUUAUUUUUUCCUUAUUCUUUAAUGUUUUCUCUAUUCCUUGCUGCUAUGGGAAAGGCCCACAACGUCAAGGGAACCGAUGCUGAAAUUCACCCCUACACAAGAGAGUUUGCACAAGGUACCGCACCAGCUCCACCUAAGCUCUGGAAAUAAUGCUGAAGUGGGAUUUAAGUGAUGUUUACACCAAAUACUGUCCCUUCAACACGGGAAUGAAUUUAAUCUCAAAUGACUGCAGGGGAAAGAGUGAAGCUGGUUAUACACAGUCAGGUCUCUCUAUGGAAAGUACACACACUGGUACAAUUUCUUCUCCAGCGCUGGAGCCUGGGUGCUACAUGUCACAGGAACAUCACGAACACGAUGUCCAAGUUGUCAGUGAUGCUUUAACAUCCGUCCACUGCGGCCCAGCACACACAGACGAAAAACUCCUGGCCAAACUGUUUGGGGUUUCGGAGGAGCUGUCGCAAAGCCUUCAUUUCAUUUCACAAACUUAAAUAAGUUAAUCUCAAUGGAUAGAUUGACCAAUUAUCUGUUGCCAUAGCGGAGUCACCCACAGCACAGCAGUGCAAGCGAGGUCUGCGGAAAAGCAAGGCAGGAGGUGAAACGCCCAGCAAAAUCAUUAAUGGGAGCUGUGCUCAGAGGGGCAUCACAUAGGUGGAAACCCUGCCUGUAUUUCUAGGAGUUAGUGAAGGAUUUCGCACUGUGCAUGCUCUUUUCUGAAGGAUCGCAUAGCAGAUGUGGUCCCUCGGGGUCCACAGGUGGCCACUGGCAGAGGCGGGGUGCUAGGCUGGCUGAGACGGUUUUACGUAUCACCAUACUGCGGUCUCUCAAAAGAGGCCUCCUGGCAAAUCUGGGUCAGGAGUCUGUCUGCUUUUGUUUACCCAGUUCUACCUGCAGUUUCGCUCAGGAAAGAUGUUUUUCCGUCCCUGUCCUCAGGUGUUCUACAGCUCUGAGCACUGUUAAGCGAUAAUGAGUGCAAAGCCAGGUUACACAUCACUGAAGCCAGAACCUGGGAACGCAAGUAAAUUAAGUAAAUGUUUUAUUCCGUCCUUCUUCAGCAAAGCACUUUGGACUUGUACCAAAAUCAGGUUAUUUUCAACAAGUCUUCUAUGAGCAUAAUUAAGCCCCUGUGUCAAAUGGAAAUGUUUUCCUAAAGCAGGACCUGGCUGACAAUGUUCUUUGUAUAUAUAACCUGUGAAAUGCCUUGGGAAUUUGAGGUGCUUCAUAAAUAUUAAGACCCCUAGAUGUAUGUUUGUAACAUGUAUGAAAGCCUUAAUUCUGCAGAUCUGCGUGCCCAUGCACGUUUUCGCUUACACAAGUCUCUCCACUGAGAUUCCCCACAGGGUAAAAUUAAACUUCCCAAUUUGCAGCUUUGGGCAACAUCAGUCCCAUCCUGAGCAUGGUGCGAGUCCUCGGUACCGCUGCCCUCUGAGCUUGGGCUCCGGCAUUAAAUAUGUGGGAUUCAGAUGCUGGGGACACAGCACACUGCCUGUUCAGAAGGGAAAGCAGCCUUUAGCAUACAGCCAGGAAAAAACCAAAAUCCUCUGGUGCCCUCUGACGAACAAGUAAGUGCUCAUGCACAUAAUUCUGCGGACACGCUGUGAUUGCCCACCCACGGUGCUGGUGGUGGGGCAGAGGGGCACCUCCUGCACAGGGCCGGUGGGCCAGGGACGGUGCAGCUCUCUGAGAAAGAUGCUCUUGUCACUAAGCUGAUCUUGCGUCUCUCCAAACUCCUCCUCUCCUGUCAUCUGAGGCUCUUUUCUUUUCCAUGAGCGAGUAGUCGGUGGGAGAAGCAUUCGCUCAUCUUCGCUCAGGCUGGGUUGCAGGGUGAAACUUGGAUGGACGGAGACUGCACUCUCAGUGUCCUUUGUUUUCAUGGGUUUCACUGAACUGCCUUCCCAACGGUCUGUUCAAUAGGUAGGACAUGUAAAAAGUUACAUGGGCAGAAUUUUGCACUUGCAAACGACCUGAUGUUUGCAUGCGGGUGUGCAAGGCACCACCUCUCCAUCCCUUCCCCACGGCUGACCCUUUCUGGUGGGGAUAAAGAUCUGUCACUCGCUGAGGAUUUGGUGUUGGGUUUUUUUUAUUUUAUGACUGCUUUAGAGCCUCAAACCCAGGAUCAGGACAAUCAUAGCACUGCAGUUAAUUCUUCAAGCAUUCCAUAGAAUUAAAUUGCCAUGUAUGCAUAUAAAAGUACAUUGAUAUGACUAUGGAAACUGUAUUGUAGUGGAAACAGAAGCAGCUGCCAAUUUUAGACUUUUUAUAGGAGGGAGAUUGUGGCACUAAAGAAAAAGGCUUUGUAGAGGCAAUUUGAAAAAAAAAAAAAUUAUUGAAAUCACAUAUGAUGAUAAGAGGUCCCUCGGAUCUCACCGCUUUAAUGACCCCUGGAUCAGGUCCAGCGGAAGUCAUUGCAAGGAGGGCAGUACUUCGUCUCUUGCUGAAUGACUCGUUUGGGAUACAUUCUUACUUCGUUACAAAAUGAACCCAAGCACCAGAGACGGAUCCGGCUCUUGAAUUUAAUCUUUCUCAAAGAAUAUGCAUUUUGUGAUCCAAAGGUUUUGUUGUCAAACCUGUUAACCCACCUUCUUUCCCCCCCUGCUAAAUAAAAAGAAAUGCUUGUCCAAUUUGAAAAACGUCUAACUCAGAAGACCUUUGCAUAUGGACGGGUUGCCCUGGCAGGUAUCUGCAGAUUGCUUAACAACAGUUACAGAUUUUCCAUGAAGUCUGUUUUAUUUGCCAUUCUUGUUAAACCUGGAAUGCGGUCGUCGUAUAGAUUUUGCAGACUUUUGCCUUACAAACUUUUUCCCUUUGGAUAUAUGCCCCAGCCCUUUGAGUGGAUUCUGUGGUUAAAAGGCAAAGAUCGGGGCACAAGUCUUUAUAGGGAAAUCUCUGGACUGCGGGUCCUUGCUGUGACAAUUGGUCUGUGCUGAAAUGAGGAUAGAGGCUAUGCCUAACAGCGGGAAAUGCCUUUCAGCCCAGGCAGCUGGGAAUCUCCCAGGCUUUGUUUACAAGAGGCUCGUUCCUUCAUGGUCUCUGUCUGUAGGAAAGCUCAUGACUAAGCAUAUAGUUUGAAAUAAGCCAGGAAUAGGAAUUUACAGGCUGUGCAAACCAAGGAAACCAACGGUCAUUUAUUGAUUUCUGUUUGUUAGAAAUAAUGGACUUUUUUUAACCAUUUGUUGUUCUUGUAGAUCCCUGUUGCACGGACAAAGUUACCGGUCUGCUAGGAAUAGGGGCCAGGACAAGCCGAGUCUCUAAACAGAAGAGGGAGGGCUUGGUUUGCUGUUGGAUGCAUCCAUUUUGCAGGAGUCAAGAGGAGGAGAAACCCAGCCGGUUCCUCCCCAGCCCCUCUCACAAAAGUUUGCUCUUGUGUGAGCUUUUGCUGCAGGGGAAGGGGAUCAUGGGAUCUAACGCUGCGCCGCUUCUCUCUUGCAUGUCGUGCUGCCUGUGUCUCUUGUAGCAGGUUGGACUGCUCUGUGUCAGCACGCGGGAAGGGAGCCAGCCAAAGUUCGGCUUAAGGGCUUAAUGAAAGAUAGGCCAUGGGGGUUUGGCAGAUUUAGGGCAGCCGAGCUGCUUCAUAUCCAGUGCUGACCAGGACUGCUGCCUCAUUGAAGAGCACCGAGCAUUGACUGAUUUGUUUUAUAGAAUCAUAGAAUGGUUUGGGUUGGAAGGGGCCCUAAAGAUCACCUAGUUCCAACCCCCUGCCCUGGGCAGGGACACCUCCCACUAGACCAGGCUGCUCAAAGCCCCAUCCAGCCUGGCCUUGAACACCUCCAGGGAUGGGGCAUCCACAGCUUCCCUGGGCAGCCUGUUCCAGUGUCUCACCACACUCACAGUGAAAAAUUUCUUCCUAAUAUCUAAUCUAAAUCUCCCCUCUUCCAAUUUGAAGCCAAAUAUAGAUGCAGAACGUGUGAGCGUAUAUGGGGCAACCGGCACGUCAGAAAUGAAUGGGCUUGGUUAACGCAAGCGGGGAAAAACAGUGUCGCGAAAUAUUUUAGAGGCGAGGGAAAAUGAGGGUGGAGGUGGUGUUUUAGCUGACUUUUUAAACAGGGACAAUUGAUCCAACACAAGCGCUGCUUUUAUUUUACCAAGCUGUUACCUGAACUAAUUGAUAGUUUCGCAGUUGAAAGAGGAACGCCAGAUGGACUUUUUAGCCUGGAUUUGUUUGCGUAGCAGAUGGCAGCGGCGGCCUGGGACGGCGAGCGAGGGAGACGGCUGCCCUCUGCCGCACGCUUCCCCUGCCGAGCUGGAAACCCGCUCCGUUCCUCUUCCCUUCCUUGGCACUUCUUUCUCAAGGAAGAAAAAAAAAAAAACCAAAAAAAAACACCCCAACCUUCUGAGCUGGAGCUGUAUUUCAAAGGGAGAAAUAGAGAAGAAAGAUGAAUGAAAGAUGUUGUGGCUUCUGAAUGUAAAGCCAACAGAUGAAUUUUCCAUCUGAAAUUAAUCUUGUUUCUCUCAACUAUUUUAAUUGUGAAUCGGUGGAAGUUAUUUCUUUCUGGAGUGAAUGGAAAGAAAAAAAAAAAAGG